AUGAAAAGGUUUUUUCAUCAAGGUCAAGAAGUAGCCAAAUGGAGGGGUAAUUGUAGGCCUAACAUACAACUGAAGCUUGAUGAAUUUGGGAAAUAUAUGAGGUUGUGGACAGCGGUGCCAAGUGGUGGUGAUGUGUUUGAGACUAGGUAUGGCUACAAUGGAUACAAGGUUGAUUUAGCUACUCACACUUGCACCUGCAACUUGUGGAUGUUUUCGAGCAUACCAUGUGUGCAUAGUCAAGCUGCAAUCAACUAUACCCACAAAGAUCCAAGUCAAUUCCUUUCUUCUUGGUUCCACAAGGACAAAUAUGUUGCAACAUACAGUCAGAACAUACAACCUGUAGGUAGAAGAAACUUGUGGCCAACGACUGGCUUUAUUAAACCAUUAUUACCCCCAGUUAGAAGGAUGCCUGGAAGACCCAAAGUAAAGACAGUGAAGCAUGCAUUUGACUCACAAGAUGCCAAAUACCCCUCACAAAGGUUAAAGGUUCCUAGGACUGUGAGGUGUGGAAAGUACCAACAACUUGGGGAUAAUAAGAUUGCAUGCACAAAUGAUGAGGUACCUAAGCCCCCUGUCCCAAAAAGGAAGAUUGGAAGACCUAGGAAAGAUGGGGGAGGCCAACCUAUCUUUGACCAAUUCCCUCCAGUUGGGCUUGCUAUACCAAGAAGGGAUGUUGCUCCUCCCCCAGUUUCAGAAUCUAGUGAUCGAGAUGGUGAGCCUGCUAUACCAAGAAGGGAUGUUGCUCCUCCCCCAGUUUUAGAAUCUGGUGAUCAAGUAGGUCGUCCUACUGUUAUUCCUAUAACAAGGACUAAGAUGAUGGCAAGGAGACGAGGGAAAGCUAAAGUGUUUGGAUCAAGGAACAAAACACCAAAUAAAACACCUAAUGGUAAGAAACAUAAGAGUCAAGCAAAGGAGGAUGUGUCCCUAACCUGUGAUGAGGAUUUUGAUGAUCUUUUUACCCAUGGUAAGCAACCUAUGAGUCAAGCAAAAGAGGAUGUUCAGGAACAAGAGAAUGACAAUGAGGUGAAGGUGAGUGAAAGACUUACUUUAAAGGAGUUGCUGUUAUCUGGAUAUACACAUGCUGAUGCAGUGGCUGCUAUGAAAGAGAUUUAUGGAGAAGUUGAGGAAAUAGAUGUUGAUGAAAGAGAUGUUCAGGAGAAAGAGAUUGAAGAAAGAGAGGUUGAGGAAGAAGAAGUUGAAGAGAGAGAGGUUGAGGAAGAAGAAGUUGAAGACAGAGUGGUUGAGGAAGAAGAAGUUGAAGACAGAGACGUUGGAGCAAGAAUGAUACCUUUGGGUCCUAGUUCUUACAAUUUCCAUUAG
Molecule: messenger RNA, 1320 nt
Organism: Lactuca virosa
Lineage: Eukaryota; Viridiplantae; Streptophyta; Magnoliopsida; Asterales; Asteraceae
Source: the annotation of a GenBank genome assembly